GCCUAAAUGGUGUAUGGGUAACGUAUCGCUCUCGUACCCAAUCCUUGGUAAACGCGCGGCCAUUUAUAAAAAGAACCUCAUUCAACUCAGGUGGUUGUCCACUGGAGAAGAAAAAUGUGGUCCUUUACACAUUGAAAUGGUACUUUCUUUAUGGAGAAUCUUCUCUAUUUCUGGUUCAAUCACAGGGAUUGCAAAGAGAAGCUUUACAGAUAUGGCAACAAGUCCCAAUAGUGGAUGUCCAUCGGUGCGGGUUAUCAUACAACAGUGUCUGUCAGCCAGACUUCAGGUCCAACCACCAACUGAAAAUGAAGAUGCUCAAUGGGUUGAGAUUGCCAGGGGAAUUGUUAUUUACCUUUGUUUCCUCAAGGGCUCAAAUUUGGAUCUUGUACCAAAAGUUGUGAAAUCAAUUUUGAAUGUGCGAUUAAGUGAGACCACAGACAGACCAAAUAAUGUGUCUGUUUUAGAGCUGCCUGGUGAUAUUCUUAUUGUUCCACAGGCAACACUUGGUGGAAAGAUGAAAGGGAGAAGUGUUCAAUAUCAUUCCAAUAUAUCAAAAGAUGAAGGGAGAAUAUUCUAUGAGACGUUUACUACCCUUUGUGAGGAAGCAGUUCUUGCUAACUCGGAAAGUUCAUCGGAUUCUCCUCCUAAACGAGUCAGACACGGCACGUACGGUAACCGACAAGUGCUGAGUGUUGAAACAAAUGGACCAUUUACACACGUGUUUGACUUUUAAUGUAAAGCUAUGCCAUUUAUGAAGCUAUCAUCUUUAUGUAAUUAUAACCUCACGGUUUUCUUUUUCCUUGAGUUGUUUUAUUUCAUGGUGAUGUGACAUGAUGUAACAGAAUUCCCAUUUCAAGUCUGAUGCAGAUGAAAAACAGCUAACUAGCAUCCAUAAUAAUGAUUCACUUCAGAAUCUUCAAGUUGCCCUAGAUACAAACCAAAUAAUAACAAGUCGAAAGAAGCAAAAACUCCAAGACGGCUACUGUGGUGUGUUGUCGAAUAGGUUUAUUCUGCUUGUUCAUACAUACCGCGUGGAUGUGUGUGCUUUCUAGAUUUACAUAAUGUGCUAUCCUACUUAAAUAUGCGUACACAAAAUAUAAUAUACAAUAGGUGCUAA
This is a messenger RNA of Orbicella faveolata, 1117 nucleotides long. Its product is annotated as D-aminoacyl-tRNA deacylase 2-like. Lineage: Eukaryota; Metazoa; Cnidaria; Anthozoa; Scleractinia; Merulinidae. The record is from RefSeq and is a predicted model, not a curated record. Gene Ontology annotation, molecular function: D-tyrosyl-tRNA(Tyr) deacylase activity. Gene Ontology annotation, biological process: tRNA metabolic process. Gene Ontology annotation, cellular component: cytoplasm.